GGGAUUCUCGAAGCGGCUGCGUAACAAACGCAGCAGCAACAUUUACGUUAACCCCCCGCGUUGCCAUGGCGACGGCCGCCAAGAAGCGCAAGAUGAACUUCUCGGAGCGCGAGGUCGAGAUUCUCGUGGACGAGAUCGAGCGGCACAAGCACGCGCUGCUCGCGCACUACAACGCGGGCGUCACGCAUGCGCGCAAGCGCGGCGCGUGGGCCGCCAUCUUGGCGCGCGUGAACGCGGUCACCACGUGCCCGCGCGCGCUGCCCGAGCUGAAGAAGAAGUGGUCGGACAUGAAGACGGAAGUGCGCAGGCGCGUCGGCGCGGCCCGCGCCGCGGCGGCGCAUGCGCACGCCGUCCCCGUGGUGCUCAGCGCGCCGCAGCAGCGGAUCUGCAACCUGCUGGGGGAGGGGCAGGGGGCGGGGCCUGGGGACGAGGAGGAGCUGGACGACGCUCUCCCGGCCGGUCCGGAUAACGUCUGUGUUCCGGAUAACGUCUGUGUGGAAGCUAAAUCUCUCCACGCAGAGACCUCCUUCCACGGCCUGGAGGACGGCGGCGUGGUGGAGUUUUGCACCACCACCACCUCGUCCCCCCCCGACCCGCCUCCCCCUCCGCCGCCGCCACGGCCGCAGGAGCUGCGCAGCCGCAUCGCCCUGAACUCGGCGCGCCUGCUGCAGGAGCAGCGGCUCACCAACGCGCACCUGCGGCAGCUGGCGCUGCACCUGGAGGCCGGAAACCGGCAGCUGCUGGCCGGCCGGCGGGCCCAGGAGAGCCAGGCCCGGGCCCAGGAGCGGCAGGCCCGGGCCCUGGAGGGGGCGCAGGCCGCGCUGCUGGCGCUGGUGGCGGCGCUACGGCCCGCGCUAAGGGAGCUACGGGGCUUCCUGGCGGCGGGGGCGGGGCCCGGGGCCCGAGACGCCGCGGGGGCGGAGCCUGGAGCCGGCCGGCCCGAGACGCCCUAGACCCGGGGGGUUCUGGACUCUACCGGGGUCGGGAUUCUGGGACUAAAGUCGGACAAAAGUCGGAAUUUUGGGAUGUCGAGAAAAAAAGCAAAAUGUCAAGAAAAAAGUCGGAAUUUUGAGAAAAAAGUUGGCGAGAAAAAAGUUGGAAUUUUGAGAAAAAAGUCGGAAUGUUGAGAAAAAAGUCGGAAUGUUGAGAAAAAGUCGGAAUGUUGAGAAAAAAAGUCGGAAUUUUGAGAAAAAAGUGGAAAUGUCGAGAGAAAAAAGUCGAAAUGUCGAGAAAAAAGUGGAAAUGUCGAGAGAAAAAACUGGAAAUGUCGAGAUAAAAUUCUGAAUUUCGAGAAAAAAAGUCGGAAUGUUGAGGAAAAAAGUCAGAUUUUCGAGAAAAAAGUCUAAAUUAAAGUCGGGAUUCUGGGACUAAAGAUGGACGAAAGUCGGAAUGUCGAUUAAAAAAGUUGAAAUGUCGAGAAAAAAGCCUAAAUUAAAGUCGGAAUUCUGGGAUAAAAGUCAGACUUUUUGGAUUAAAGUCAGAAUUUUGACUUUUUUUCCGCCGGCGGGCCCAGGAGGGGGGCGCCUCAGGACAGCCCAAAGUUUCCUACUGUCCUUGAACACGUCUGCCUUUUUUCAGCCCUGCAGGAAGCUGGAGCUUUUUCCUACAGACCCUGAACUCAUCCUUCCGUUUAUCUGUCUCUCUUUGUGGAGAGAGAAUGUUAUUUCUGUGUUGUAGCCGGGGCUUCUGGGUAAUAA
Messenger RNA from Cololabis saira (Pacific saury), 1697 nucleotides. Its product is annotated as nuclear apoptosis-inducing factor 1-like. Bases 66 to 953 code for a protein of 295 amino acids. Gene Ontology annotation, cellular component: nucleus. NCBI's taxonomy places the organism in Eukaryota, Metazoa, Chordata, Actinopteri, Beloniformes, Belonidae. The transcript has 4 exons. The record is from RefSeq and is a predicted model, not a curated record.